Porites evermanni is the source of this 2712-nucleotide messenger RNA. NCBI's taxonomy places the organism in Eukaryota, Metazoa, Cnidaria, Anthozoa, Scleractinia, Poritidae. The record is from the annotation of a GenBank genome assembly.
AUGGCUGAAGAAAAUAAUAAAUGGUACGUUGCAUCGAUCAACACCUACACCAAGGAAUCGGGAAGUGCCGAAUACACUCAGCUUACCGCUGAUCCAGGCUUCAGUAUGUGGGUGGAUGGCAGUGAGGAAAACGAAUACCCAUACAAUGCCGCAGAGCACCGCCUCACCAAUGCUAUCGCCGGAUCCUGUAUCACGUACAUACGUGUAGCUUCAGUGAUGGGACAAAUCGAGCCACCUGAUUCCUCGGAAACCUUCUCUUUAGGUAUCCAAUUACACGACGGCCAAGACCUUCGAGCAGAACUUAUAGGACCUACUCAAUCAAACCAAAGGUAUAGGCGAGAGCUGAACUUCCGAAGCUGGUUUUGGACCACAGAGUGCGUCUCGAUAUCCGACAUCAAGAAGGUUUACCUAAGCGCUCAUCGUCAAGGAGACAAAAGGUGGAACAUAAAAUCAUUUGGCACUUCUUUUAAGACUGGUCAAGUGGAGUACAUGGACCUGACAAGUAAUCCACACCUUGAGAAGCGGCUUGGCUUUAGAGGAAAGGAAUGCAUCAAACUAACAUCGGCAUGGGAACAAACCGUCAAUUGUGAAUACGGUAAUCCAUCGUGUGAAUGCGUGAGUUCUGUAGCCGUCUGUACGUUUAACCUUGAAAUUGACGAAAUUCGAACCUUCACCAGCUAUCAGAAAUUAUCAGUGGAUGAACCUACAGGAAUAGCUAUGCGUGGAUCCCAGGGAGUAAUCUAUUAUUUCGAUGAUCUCGGAAGACCUCAGCCACUACAAACCAAUCGAAGUUGUGCAACAUUGGACAGCUCCACAUGCACUAACCCCCAGUUCGUAGAUGGUAAAACGUACCGUAUGGGAAUAGCCGUCAAUGGACAAAUUCCUGGACCUACCUUGAUUGUCCACGAAGAACAAAGCGUUGUAAUUCAUGUUCAUAACAACCUUACCUCUGAAGGGAUUUCAAUUCAUUGGCAUGGGAUGCACCAGAGGGGAACACCUUGGAUGGAUGGUGUGGGACAAGUGACUCAAUGUCAGAUAGGACCCUCGUCGAGCUUUUCAUACGAGUACAUUGCACGGCCAUCUGGGACAUUUUGGUACCACUCUCACAGUGGUGCUCAAAGAACAGAUGGCUUCUAUGGUGCACUCAUAGUCAAAGAAAGCCCCUGGAGAAGGAGACUAAUUCGUAACAGACUUCCUCACAAAUACCGUAACUUUGAAGAUCUUCCAGAUCAGCACACCUUAACUCUUCUGGAUUGGCAGCAUGAGGCAUCCUUGGACCUGUUCACACAGGUCCAUGCAGACUUAGGCUUCUAUCCAGACAAGCCGCUUGGCGAGGUACCAACACCAAAUGAUACACCGUAUCAAGGCACUCGUAGUUUUGACAAUGGAGGGGCUGGGCCUGUCCCGUACUUUUCUGGAAUCGUAAAUGGAAAAGGCAGGCAUGUUGAUGUUCCAUACCGCAAAACAAGACUGAGUAUAUUCACUGUUGAGCGGGGAAAGAUUUAUCGCUUUCGGCUAAUUGGGGCUCAAUCGCUUUUAUCUUACAGCUUCUCCAUUGAUGGUCAUAAGCUAACAGUGGUGGGCACUGAUGGCUAUUGGAUUGAGCCCGUGGAAGAGGUUGACUACAUCAUGAUCCAUCCCGGAGAAAGAUAUGACUUUCUGCUCGAAGCAGAUGCGACAAAUAACAAUUACUGGAUGCUCGCAGAGACUAUGGAAGUUAAUCAAACUACUGGGCCACCCUAUGAGUCACUGGGACAUGUGGCAGAAGCUAUUUUGCACUACAAACAGGAUGGCGACUCGGAUGAUCCGGAUGAUAAUGUACCGUCGACAAAAUAUAAAGAGAUAAAAGACAGUUCUCCGGUCAGAGAGUGCACUCAAGAGGAGCCAUGCAACGCAGUGAACUGCCCUUUCAUGAAAUUUCAUGAUUCCUACAACAUAAACUGUAUUAAUGUACACAACCUCACUUUACUGGAGCCAACUCCAAGUAGGGAGCUUCCAGAUCCAUACCCUAAAUGCCCAAAUUGUAGACAUUUUCUCAACUUUCAUUUCGAGGGGGAAAAACAGACCAGUUCAGUGAAUGGACGCAAUUUUAUUCUUCCCUCUUUCCCACCCCAAACCCAAUACGAAGACUUUCAACAACGGGACAAUAUCUGUAGCCUUGCAGCUGAUUGCAAUCCAUCAACAACCGACUGCUCAUGUGUCCACGUGAUACAAAUUCCAUACAACAGAACUAUUCAAAUGGUGUUUUCAUCAAUUGGUCCUACCCCCAGUGCUCAUCCAAUUCAUCUCCAUGGCCAUACAUUUCAUGUUGUUCACGUUGGAUAUCCAACAUAUGACUCCAGCACUGGUUUUAUCAGUGAAUCCAACAGCGACAUAGCCUGCGAUGAUGUCAACUGCACUAAAGAGGGCUGUAACCCGAAAAGCUGUACCAUGCCAAGAUGGAAUGAACCAAGUACAAUGAGGUUUACCAUCAACACACAUACGAUCAGAAAAGACACAGUUAUGGUCCCUGCUGGUGGAUACGUUGUUAUAAAUUUCCUAUCUGAUAACCCUGGCCAGUGGUUUCUUCACUGCCACAAAGAACUGCACCAGCUCGAAGGAAUGGCGGUAAUUGUUAAUGAGGCUAUAAAUAGGCAACAGACAAUGCAUCCACCCACUGGCUUGAACAAGUGUGGGGACUUUGACAUAAAUUAUAAUCAAACCGUAUGGUAA